Messenger RNA from Hyaloperonospora brassicae, 2388 nucleotides. NCBI's taxonomy places the organism in Eukaryota, Oomycota, Peronosporomycetes, Peronosporales, Peronosporaceae. The record is from the annotation of a GenBank genome assembly.
AUGGCGUCGCGCGCGUUCCGUCAGGCGCACAGCCGCGCGCAGCCGACCGAGCGACCCGACAGCCGCACGCACAGCACCGACGGACCUGUCGCAGCAGCAGCCGCCGCCGCGGUCAAGCAGAACGAGCGCGAGCGGCUGGAGAUCGAGCGCCUCGAAGCCCGCGUGGCGGAGCAGACGCCCGCCCGGGGCUCGCAGCUCAGCGACGUCACGUCGUUCGACUUCUUUCCGCUGUCGGAGAACUCGCGACGGGGUCUGCGGAUCUGCGGCUUCGUGACGCCCACGAAGAUUCAGGUGGGCGCACUGCCGCACGCGCUCGCUGGGCGGGACGUGCUGGCGGCGGCCAAGACGGGCUCGGGCAAGACGCUGGCGUUCCUGUUGCCCGUGCUGGAGAAGCUGUUCCGCCUGCGCUGGAGCGUCGAAGACGGACUGGGCGCGCUCGUGGUGUCGCCGACGAGAGAGCUGGCGCUGCAGAUCUUUGAGGUGUUGCGCAACGUGGGCAAAGCCCACACGUUCUCGGCGGGUCUAGUGAUUGGCGGCAAGAACUUUCGCGAGGAACAGCUUCGUCUCGUGCGCAUGAAUCUGCUCGUGUGCACACCUGGUCGACUGCUGCAGCACAUGGAACAGACACCGGCGUUCGAUGCGAGCAACUUGCAGGUGCUGGUGCUGGACGAAGCCGACCGGAUCCUCGAUCUCGGCUUUCAGAAGCAGUUGACGGCGAUCUUGGAGCACUUGCCACCUGCGGGCGAGCGACAGACGAUGCUGUUUUCCGCGACACAGACCAAGUCGGUGAAAGACCUGGCGGCGCUAAGCCUGCGCGAACCCGAGUACGUGGCCGUGCACGAGCACUCGGCAAACGCGACGCCCAAGGGGCUCUCGCAGAGCUACGUGGUGACGCCGCUGGAAAGCAAAUUGGACGUGCUGCUGUCGUUCAUCAAGUCGCACUUGAAACAAAAGACCAUUGUGUUUUUGUCCACGUGCCGUCAAGUGCGCUACGUGCACAGCGUCUUUUGCAAGCUGCAGCCCGGCAUUCCGCUCUGUGCGCUACAUGGCAAGUACAAGCAAGGCAAGCGUGUGGAAGUGUACUAUGAGUUUUUGAACAAGCCGGCUGCAGUGUUGUUUGCGACGGAUAUUGCAGCGCGGGGACUGGAUUUCCCGCAGGUGGACUGGGUCUUGCAGCUCGACUGUCCAGAAGAUACGGCCAACUACAUCCACCGAGUUGGUCGAACGGCGCGGUACAACAAGCAAGGCAAAGCGCUCAUGUGUCUCGUGCCGUCCGAGGUGGACGGCAUGUUGAAGCGCCUCGCGAAUGCCAAGGUGCCCAUCAGUGAGACGAAACUCAAUCCAGCCAAGACCACGAGCUGUCGCCAGAAAGUGGCUUCGGUCGUAGCCGGCGACAAGGAGAUCAAAGCGCUAGCACAGAAGGCAUUCAUGUCGUACGUGCGCUCGGUGUACUUGCAGCCGGACCGGGAGGUGUUUGACGCGACGGCUCUACCGCUGGACGCGUUUGCCGAGUCAUUAGGACUUCCUGGUGCACCACGGAUGCCCUUCUUGUCCAAGAUGAAGGCCGAGCACGAAAAGGGUGGGAACGAGGCGCUGCGUGACGAGCUGCGUGGGAAGAAGAACGUCAACCGCAAGCUCCAGCAGCUCAAGGAGAAGAUCAAAGCCGAAAAAGCACGCAAGCGUCUGGCACGGCAGCUUGCAACGAUGGACCCGAAGGAACAGGACGAGGCGAUGCACAAGAUGGAGGUCCAGCAAAAACACGACGAGCUGGAGGAAGCUGAAGCCGAGGAAGACUCGCUCAUGGUUGUCAAACGCGUGCACAACUGGGCCGACGACAACGAGUCACUGGACCUGGAAGCUCUUGGUCUUGGCACGCACAAGCAGAAGAAGCAAAAGCGGCUGCGUGUUGACUCCGAGGCCAUCAACACGGCCAAGAUUGUGUUUGAUGACGACGGCAACAGCGGCACGAUCGCAGACCGUCUCGCUGCACGCGACAGCAGCGACAGGGACUUCACGAACAUCGAGCAGCACGCCCAGAAGUACACGGAGCAAGUCGCAGCCCGUCUGGCCGCCAAAGACGCCGACGAUCGUCGUCUCGAGAAGGAACGGGUGCGUGCCAAGCACCACAAGAAGCGCCUCCAAGUCAAGGGCGAGCGCGACGACGACGACGAGAGUCGUGACGACAAUGCCCCACGUCUUGCAGCACACUCGGACGACGACGACAUGAGUGGCAACGACAACGACGACGAGACCAGUAGCAACAGCAACAGCAGCAGCGACGACGGCGACGACGACCAGAAUGACGAUAGCGGCAAGAAGCGGACGGUCGACCGCCACGCAGUUGCCAGUCAAGAAGCAAUGGCGCUGCAACUGCUGCAGCACCGGUAG